UGCCCUUUUCGCUCACUCUCCCUCCUCUCCUCCCCUUUCUCUCUCUCUCUCUCUCUCUCUCUCUCUCUCCGUCUUCCUCACCCACCCCCUUUCUCUCCGUCUCCUCCGUCCCUUGCACCUCCAGUCUGCUUCUGUUGUCUCGGCGGAUUGUUGGGCUUGUGGGAGAGAGAAAAGGAUAUCGCGAGUAUUGGAGUUUUGGUGAGAGUUUGUGGAAGAUGGCGCCUGUUGUGACAGGGAAGUUCGGGGAGCGCCCUCAGCCACAGCGCCUGACAAGAGAAGCGAUGAGGAAUUACCUGAAGGAGCGAGGCGACCAAACCGUCAUGAUCCUUCACGCCAAAGUCGCACAAAAAUCCUACGGCAACGAGAAAAGGUUCUUCUGUCCUCCUCCCUGCGUUUACCUGAUGGGCAGCGGUUGGAAGAAAAAGAAGGAGCAGAUGGAGCGCGAUGGCUGCUCGGAGCAGGAGUCGCAGCCCUGCGCCUUCAUCGGCAUCGGAAACAGCGACCAGGAAAUGCAGCAGCUCAACCUGGAGGGAAAGAAUUAUUGCACAGCCAAAACCUUGUACAUAUCCGACUCCGACAAGAGAAAGCACUUCAUGUUGUCCGUCAAGAUGUUCUACGGAAACAGCGCUGACAUCGGUGUCUUCCUCAGCAAGAGGAUCAAAGUCAUCUCCAAACCGUCGAAGAAGAAGCAGUCGCUGAAGAACGCCGACCUCUGUAUCGCGUCGGGGACCAAGGUGGCGCUGUUCAACCGGCUUCGAUCCCAGACGGUCAGCACGCGCUACCUCCACGUGGAGGGAGGGAACUUCCACGCCAGCUCCCAGCAGUGGGGCGCCUUCUACAUCCACCUGUUGGAUGAUGAGGAGUCAGAGGGGGAGGAGUUCACUGUGAGAGACGGUUACAUCCACUAUGGACAGACGGUCAAACUGGUCUGCUCUGUCACCGGCAUGGCCCUGCCCAGACUGAUAAUCCGUAAGGUGGACAAACAGACGGCGCUGUUGGACGCCGACGACCCCGUCUCCCAGCUCCAUAAGUGUGCCUUCUACCUGAAGGACACCGAGCGCAUGUACCUGUGCCUUUCCCAAGAAAGGAUCAUCCAGUUUCAAGCCACUCCAUGCCCAAAGGAACCAAACAAGGAGAUGAUCAACGAUGGCGCCUCCUGGACAAUCAUCAGCACAGACAAAGCUGAAUACACUUUCUACGAGGGCAUGGGCCCCGUCCACUCACCUGUCACCCCGGUGCCUGUGGUAGAGAGCUUACAGCUAAACGGCGGCGGAGACGUGGCCAUGCUGGAGCUGACGGGACAGAACUUCACUCCAAAUCUGCGGGUCUGGUUUGGAGACGUCGAGGCUGAGACCAUGUACAGGUGUGCGGAGAGCAUGCUGUGCGUGGUGCCCGACAUCUCCGCUUUCCGCGAGGGCUGGCGCUGGGUGCGGCAGCCCGUCCAGGUUCCCGUCACGCUGGUGAGGAACGACGGCAUCAUCUACUCCACCACACUGACCUUCACCUACACGCCGGAGCCGGGGCCGCGGCCCCACUGCAGCGCCGCCGGGGCCAUCCUGAGGGCGGGCAACUCCAGCCUGCUGAGCAGCAACAGCAACAGCCAGGAGCCCGGCUCGGCCGUGUACGGCCCCAACAGCACCUCCAACGCCGGGGUGACGUCCUCCACCGCCGCCGCCGUGGUCUCCUAACGCACACCGGGGCCACGCCACAUGCCUUGAGCAGAUAUACCAGGAGGUAUACCAGACUAUGGGAAUAAUAAACAAACUGACUCACUCUGAAGUGCUGCGAAUGAAUUUUUGGAUACAAAGAAGCUGAAACGUGGGCGGGACAAACGGAGCGGGAGGAUUGGCUCCUCCCCCGUCGUGGUUACUUUAGGGACCUGCCGAUCCAGUCCUGGUGUUUGGAGUGACGUCCCUUCAGACUCAGAGCACCAGCACCUUUUACAGCUGUGAGAAUGAAACCGCAACAACAAUACAUCCACCACGGAAAUUCAAAAACAAAACAAAACACAAUCUGUUUUUUUUUUGUUUUGUUUGUUUGUUUUUUGGCACCCGCCCCCCCCUUCCCACAGGCUCCGCCCACCUCCUUGUGUUGAGUUUGUUUUGGCGUCGGUUUGUGGUUUCUACAGGAUGGAUGUAUUGUUGUUGGACGCAGAGGGACACACAUAAAACGUGACGAUAACAUAGUUUUUAUGGACCAAGGAUCUUGUAUAAGCUUUAGUAAAGGUACAUUUUUCUCCAUACCUUUUUUGUAUUAAACAUAUAGUCCACUUUUGUUACCAAAUAGUUUCUACUCUUCCUCUGAGCUCGGGCUUUGUGUUUCCCCUUUGAGGUCCAAAAUCCCAACCUGUAUUUUACGCCUCUUUGGAUUAUUUUUUUAACUCUUGCUUCUUCUUCUUCUUCUUCUUCUUUUGUUGGGAAAAAAAUCUGAAGUCUUGGUUGUUUAUUACAUACAAGAAGGUUUUUGUUUUCUUUUGUUUUUUUGUUUUUUUUUUAAAUUGGGGAAUAACCUCAGAGGGCCUAUUUUUUAUCAUUGGUUUUUAUGAAGUCUUUAAAAAGAAAAGCUUUAAGCAACGCCUCUGCCUUGCCUGCAAUACUCUUAUGUGCGCUAUGUCUCCGUUGGAACCUAAACCCAUCAGUCCAUCUCACAUGGAGCCAUAGCAACGGCCAACAUUUGCAGAAAACCGAAAAAAAAAAAAAAAAAAAAAAACACCCUAGACUUCCACGGUUCCGAAUCGACUCCUGUUCAACCUAAUGUAAUAACGUAGACUUAACGGAUAGCCUUAGUACUGUAUAUUCUUACUGUGUACACGGUCGAAGCGAUCACAUAUCUAAUAUCCUGUAUCGGUCACUGUAUCGUCAAAACAACUUCCUGCUCCAACUGCACCCGGCGAAAGGCGUCUUCCAUGGCGUUUCCACGGCGACGGACUAUAUCCCAAUUCGAUGUGGCCUUAACUGAUAACGAUUCUCCCGAAACGUCUCACCUUUUUUUUUUCUUUCUUAUCUGCUGUUUACUUACGUUGGAAGAACAACAACAACAUCAUCAAGAGUCUCGCUUCAUAUCGACUGAACGCCGCCGCCGCCGUGCAGCUGCAACAACCGCCUUCCGGAAGGAUCUCCACGCCUUCGUUUUUCUUGGUGUACAAGUACAAAAAAGUACAAUAACCCAGUUUUUUAUGGUGGUGCCGGUGCGAUGCCGGCGACUUUUCACUUUUUGGUACAAAUGUGUCACGAGCGCUGUAAGCUCUGUUCAGCCUUCUUCGCCUUUUUGAGAAUCUCCUGUGGUUUUUUUUUUUGUUUGUUUGUUUUUCUUUUGUCUUUGCAGAAACAUGUACAUUGUAAACUCACUGUCGGAGUAGUUGCACUCAUCGUGUUCAUGGCGACUGCGUCUCCUGUCGGAGUAUAAAGGCCUUCUAAAUGUAUUGUUGAAGAUGUGCAUUUCCAAACAUACAGCAAUAUUGUACAGGUCAUUACGUCUUCUUGUCAGCAUUUUUCUUUUUUUUUUCUUUGUUUUUUUGUUUUUUGUCCGCCUGAGCACUAGUUCACCAGCCAGCAAAUAUAUAUAAAUAUAUAUAUGUGUGUGUGUGUGUGUGUGUGUGUGUGAGAGUGUGUGUGUGUGAUUGUCGUACAUAGUUGCUGUAAUGGAAAACUGAGUUAGACUCGCUCCAUUUACAACCGCUUUCCAAGAAAAAAAAAAAAAAAACACACAAAAAAAAGUCAAAUAAAUGGGAUUCUUUGCCGUCUUCCACCGG
Sphaeramia orbicularis (orbiculate cardinalfish) is the source of this 3751-nucleotide messenger RNA. It is a transcript of the gene rbpjb, whose product is annotated as recombination signal binding protein for immunoglobulin kappa J region b. Lineage: Eukaryota; Metazoa; Chordata; Actinopteri; Kurtiformes; Apogonidae. The record is from RefSeq and is a predicted model, not a curated record. Gene Ontology annotation, cellular component: nucleus. Gene Ontology annotation, biological process: regulation of transcription by RNA polymerase II. The coding region runs from base 216 to 1688 and encodes 490 amino acids. Gene Ontology annotation, molecular function: DNA-binding transcription activator activity, RNA polymerase II-specific; RNA polymerase II cis-regulatory region sequence-specific DNA binding. The transcript is spliced from 11 exons.